UCUGGAAGGUGAGAAUUCUUCAUGAGGGCUAUGCCUCUGUGUAUAAAAGGAUAGAAAAGAGGGAUGAGAAGAGAAACAGAGGAAAUUCACCUGCGAUUUAACUCUGAAGACUAAUAUUAGAUAAAGAUGUUGACUGUAUUGGUUUUAGCAGCAUUGAUCAUGGUCUCAGUUGAAUCGGACCCCUCGAGCACAGAAGAAUGGAAAUCUCUGAGCAAUCCAAAAAGCAGAAUGCUGUUUUUCCAGAUUCUACAGUCGUAUCUUGAUGGUCGAGAAGGUCAAGCUGAAGGCAGAAAAAUACAUAUGGUGGAAGAUGGGGACAGCAACCUGGCAAAUACUGCACUGGACAAAUACAGCAACUUUCUCUACAAUAGCAUUUUUGAUGCUGAAUAACAGUACAUCAAAUGUCAUAUUAUUAUAUCUGUAAUUACCAGAUAUAUUAAAUAUUAUCCUGUGUUGUUUCAUUUAGUUAAAGAAUAGACACCUUAUAAAUCAUAUAGCCACUUAAAUACCAGUGUCAUAAUUAUUUCCAAUGUAUUCACAUAGCUGUAAAUUUCUUACAUAUUACAGUUAUAAUUAAAGAGGGUUAGAUGUCUCUUUCUUUUCAACAAGUUUAGCAUUGUUAUAAUAACAAAUUCCAAUUCACUGAGAAUUUUUAAUAGAUCCAUUAAAGGAAAUAAAUAUAUUUAAUGUAGUUAUAUUUAUUC
Messenger RNA from Pangasianodon hypophthalmus (striped catfish), 704 nucleotides. RefSeq lists its product as uncharacterized. The coding region runs from base 127 to 390 and encodes 87 amino acids. The transcript is spliced from 3 exons. The record is from RefSeq and is a predicted model, not a curated record. Lineage: Eukaryota; Metazoa; Chordata; Actinopteri; Siluriformes; Pangasiidae.